This is a messenger RNA of Rosa rugosa (rugosa rose), 1198 nucleotides long. Its product is annotated as protein POLYCHOME-like. The transcript has 3 exons. NCBI's taxonomy places the organism in Eukaryota, Viridiplantae, Streptophyta, Magnoliopsida, Rosales, Rosaceae. Gene Ontology annotation, cellular component: nucleus. Gene Ontology annotation, biological process: negative regulation of ubiquitin protein ligase activity; regulation of nuclear division. The record is from RefSeq and is a predicted model, not a curated record. Bases 107 to 820 code for a protein of 237 amino acids.
GCCCUCGGACCUCAAAUCUCAAAGCCACAAAGAGCUUAAAGAAACCCACAGAGAGAGAGAGAGAGAGAGAGCCUCAGAAACCCUAGCGCUGUUCAGUUGAAUCAAGAUGCCGGUGGAGUCUAGAUUCAGGCUUGAGAGGCCGUUUGACAUUGCGGAGGCCUUUUCUCAAAGGCGAUCUGGCUCGCUUGCAGUUCUAAACGAUCAGCGUGUGGAGUCGCUGGAAUCGCCGGCGAGGCGGAGGGCGUUAGCGACACCGGUGCAUCAGAGACGGCUAGGGUUAUGGGCCGCAGGAGGUGAUGGGCUUGCAAGGAGCAGAAUGAGGACACCGAGAGCCGCGAUUGGUCAAGAGAAUGUGCUGCUGGCCGGAAGUUCCAGCCGGAGAAGGGGACGGGGAUCAAACAGUAUGUUGCCUUCUUGGUAUCCAAGAACCCCUCUCCGUGAUAUAACUGCGAUUACCAGGGCCAUUGAGAGGAGAAGAGCUCGCUUGGGUGAGGAGAAUGGCGAAACUGCAGAGGGUCAAGUUCCAUCUCUACAAGUUCAGGAUGCUCCCCCUGAGCAUCAAGUUCUCGCUGCUACUCCUUCAACCAUUAAGAAGAGACCUUGCCCACCUAGUUCUGUUCUUAAAGUGCACAAAAUUCUGCUAGAGGUGGCUAAUCAGCCUGAUGAGGGAGAGUUCGUUACACCACAGAAGAAGCUGCUGAACUCAAUUGACAAAGUUGAGAAGGUGGUGUUGGAAGAACUUCAGAGGCUGAAGAGGACCCCGAGUGCUAAGAAGGCAGAGAGGGAAAGAAAGGUUCGAACUUUGAUGUCAAUGCGUUGAGGAGAAAAGUAGUUUGGACAAAGAAGACUGUCUACAGUGAAAGUUAUCACCUUCUGGUGAUACAUUUUCUACCCUAUGUACUGAUGACCAUAAUCACCUUCUGGUGAUACCUUCUUGGUUCAGGCCAACUUAUCUUUCGCUGACUGCACUUCACAUCUCGCUAAGGUGUCUUUAGAAUUAGGGUCAUCAGUAGGCAAUAUCAUCACUGCUGAAGUUCAUUUUUUUUUGGAGUUAGUUUAGGGUAGUAACUAUGGUUGAGUUUCGUUACAUCAUUCUUUGAUGCAUCAGGCCAUAUGACCUCUACUUUAGUUGGACAAUAUAGUCUGUAUUGUAGUUGAUAAUUCUGGGGAAAUGUAUAUAAAAGCUGUAUGGCAAGGA